Messenger RNA from Acanthopagrus latus (yellowfin seabream), 1824 nucleotides. Its product is annotated as KATNB1-like protein 1. Lineage: Eukaryota; Metazoa; Chordata; Actinopteri; Spariformes; Sparidae. The coding region runs from base 620 to 1516 and encodes 298 amino acids. Gene Ontology annotation, molecular function: microtubule binding. The record is from RefSeq and is a predicted model, not a curated record. The transcript is spliced from 10 exons. Gene Ontology annotation, cellular component: nucleolus.
UACAUCGGGUGAAAGUGCAGAACCAAAAACAGCAGAGUCAGCGGGAGCAAAGCGGAAAGAGAUGAUGUGUUGAUAAAAGCAGCUGAUGUUGUUUUCCAUUGUGCAUUCAGGGAAGUGGCUGCUGUCAAAGAGAGCCCAAGUGCAGCAGGGAUUAGCCCACAAGCCACAGCCUGCCUCAGGUCAAUAAAGUGCAAAGGCAAACAGCUGAUAUGCCUCACUGGCCCGGAUAAAGGCACUGUCAGGGGCCAUAGCUCAUGAGGAGCAAAAAGCAAAGUCUGAUUAGAGCCCAAACAGGAAACCAGCUGAUCCAUCAGUUCUGGUAACCGCCUCUCUGAUUAAAUGUGUCUUGAUCAGCUGACUGGGAGCAUGUUUAAAACCACAAAUGUUGUACACUGCGUUAACGAGGUGUUUGGUUUGAAAUGCGCACCGUUUAAUAUGUCAACAGCCGCUAGAGGUCGCACACCACACAGACAGGGUUAUGAAUAGGAUGCUUUAUUCUCUCAUUCUGGGCGGUAUUAUCAGUUUAAAUUGGACGUAAGCUUGUUAGCGGGUCGCCUGAAAGAAUCACGGGGAACGUUUAACUCUAUUGUCGCUCAUUAGGAAUGGAAAACUAGGUGUAAUGGACUCCAACAGUGAAGACGGUGACUACCCAAACCUCGCAAAUGCCUUCCAGCAGGAUGCAUCUCAGUACAGGGUGACCUAUACUCAUGGGAGAAACACGAAAGAGGUGGAGGACUUCAACAAAAAGAGGUUUCCUGUAAGUCGCUCUUGCCACAACCCAGGCAGAGUGAAGCGGGUUGUGUCAUGUAAGAGGAAGACCCACCACUUGGCUGUGGCCCGGAGGAAGCAACCCGGGACCGGGAGGCCCUGUGAUGCUGCAAACAAGGAGAACGAGAUGAAGUGCGCACAGGACGUGCAACAGGAGAUAUUUGACAUGGACCCUUGGGAGUUUCCGCUUAAUGUCAAUAACAACCACAGGACUGGUAGAACUGGUCCUGAACAAGCCGACUACUGUACGCUCACUGAGCUCACAAGGGAUCACAGCACAAUGACUGACGUGCUCUUUGGAAGACAUCUGAGACUGAAAGUGUCUUUAACACUCUGGCAGAGAAACAUAGGAGAGCUGCUAACAUACUUCCUGAGGAUCCAAGAUAUUGGUGUGUUUGUCGAUUUCCUCCCACUGAUAAGCAAAAGCAUAGAUGAAGAUUCUUCCAGGAUCACCAUUGGCUGUUGUGUUGACCUCUUUCCUUUAGUGAAGAAAGUCCUCACAAAUCCAUAUGAAGAGUAUCUCAUCGUAGGUUUAACGUGGAUAAAUUCAGUUUUGAAAAACUGGGGCGAGGAACUGAGAGCAAGUGGUUACCAUGGAUCAACUAAACUGCCAUCAGAUAAGAACUUCCAGGUCUUUAAUCAGCAGUUAUUGGAGUUAUGGCAUCAGGAACCUUUGCUGAAAACUGUUCCAGGGACUGCAGGAGACUUGGCAAAGGUCAUUGAUUUCUUCCUAUCUCAACUUACUUGACGGCAAAGAAGAACCAUAACAUAUUUUUUCUUUUGUAGCAGCCCCACAAAAACUCAAGAAUCUUUAGUCCAAUCAUUAGACUGGAGCUUUACAUAUUUAUUGCCUUACAGGACAACUUGAUCAGAGGCACCACAACUGUGCAAUAUAUUUUAAAUUCAAUCAUUGACCAAGUAGGGUGUUGUAAUUAUGAUCAAGACAUUUUUUUUUAUUUUUUUUUUUAGGAAAAUGUGAGUUUGAUGGAUAUGUUGUGAGUGUCUAUUCCCUUUGAUUGCUCAGUCUAUGGUGAAUAAAGUUUGUAUUUAAAAUUC